Messenger RNA from Anisakis simplex (herring worm), 2022 nucleotides. Lineage: Eukaryota; Metazoa; Nematoda; Chromadorea; Rhabditida; Anisakidae. The record is from the annotation of a GenBank genome assembly.
CUGUGCUACAUUAAUGUUUUGUCUGAUGCAGUAUUGAUACGAAUAUUAUCAAUGAUACCGAUCCGAGAACGUGUUAGCCAUAUAUCCGUUCUUGAACGGAGGUUGCAUCGACUUGUUUUCAAGUCCAUCAAUUCUGUUUCAUUCUAUCGUGAUAAUCUCGAUGUGCUUUCUGAUGAUCGAUUAGAAUCAUUCAUUAGUCAAUACGGUUCACAGUUGCAUUAUGCCAACUUCGAUCUCUACCGUUCAGCUCUUAUGUCAUCUCAAUGGAAGUGGCGAUUAAGCAUCAAAAAUGUGACGAGUCUGUGUUGGAAUUUACGCUCGUUGGAUAUCCUCUUUUGCGAUCAUCAUAAACUCCGCGAUGCGGAUCUUAUUGAUAUAUUCAAAAGCUGCCCGCAUUUGGUGAAUCUUCGAAUCGAUGCUCAGUUCAUCAGAGGACAUUCUCUUCAGUAUGCACCAAGAGGCAUGCAACGGUUGGUGCUAGAGAUGUGUUACCGUCUCAGUCAAACGACUUUUCAUCACAUUACGAAUCGUCUUCAUAAACUCAGAUCGUUACAUCUCAGCCAGUUGCUUAUCCUUAGUGAUAAAAUUAUCGCUGAUAUAGUGAAAAAUCUAACCAAUUUAACGGAUCUCUCACUCGUAUCGCAUCCGGAAACUAUCUAUGAAGAAUUAACUGGUGCAGGACUUGGUACACUAGCCAGAUUACGUAAACUUCGUACUCUUUGCACUGAAGGUUUAGCUGCAGUUACGGAUCGUUUCUUGAUCCUCAUUUCUGAUGAAAAUUCAGCAGCUGCGAAAACGAUCACUUCCUUGUCACUUGCAUUUUGUUUCAAUCUAUCAAUACAUGGUCUGUAUCGAUUAGCGAAGAUGCCGAAAUUGUCUUGUCUAAAUUUGGAUGGCAUUACAAAGCGUGAUAUUGGACCAGGUGUUGAACGUAUUGCAGCAGGGCAGCGACUUGUCAAGCUCUUCUUGGCCGAAGGAACGAACGUUUCACCGGAUUCUUUGGUACGUAUAGUGCAAAGUUCACCGAUGUUGCGUACAUUGGAUAUCAGCAGUAACGAGGGCAUUCAUAAUUACAGUUUUGCGCAAGAAAUUAUAAAAUAUUGGGCGAAAAAUUUUGGUCGACAUUUGGUGAUAGACGGUAAACGAAGAGAAUGUUAUCGUCCACUCUAUAUAUUAACAGAUGAGCAUUUACCGUGGAAUAUUGUCGACAAGCCUGAAACAGACAAAUACGGACGAACGAUUGUUACAGUUGUUCAUAUAAGAAGAGAAUCGAUCCCUGAAGAGGAAAUAAUGCCAACGACGGUAUUAUCGAACGAAUCGCCGUUGUGUUUGCCAAACGGAGUAAUGGCGCCGCAACUUCGACGUGGUAAUCGCUAUCGUUUGAUGUGGAGUGCACUCGGUCCCACCAACGAGCCGCGUCUAUCCAUCUCGCCAACUCUCCAACUCGAUCUGUCGGCGUUUAUGCUAUCACCUCAAUCAGAUUACGACUCUUCGAAUCAUUCUCAGUUGAUCGCAAUGAUUCAAGAAUUACUCUCGAAUACGUCCAUCAGCAAUACCACUACCAGUAGUGUACGGAACGAUGAGAGUGUUCAUUUGAAAAAAGUUGAUGCGAUUGAAGACAAUUCGUUUGAUCAGUCAACAGCUCUGAAUCCUUCUCCAGCCUUAUCAACCUAUCAAUAUCGAACUUAUGGCAAUAUACUCCCUGAUAUUUCUUCAUCUAAAACACAAUUGUUAUCGAAUGAUGACAGUGAUUUAAGUUGUGAUGAUCACUUACUGACUCAGUCAAUACCAACUGAUUACCAGCAACUUAUGUUUGCAUUACAACAACAAGAAACCAGUAACGAUUCGUUUGCACAACUAUGGCCGGAUAUGUUAACAACAACAACGAUGCAACACAUUGAUAAAGAGAACAGACCUUUGCAGAAUGAAUCGAGUAAACUUUUGAUGUUACCAUCUGCUAAUUCGAAGCUGAAGGGUAUUGAAUGUGAUGAACGUGUUCUAGGGAAAUUAGGCAUUGCAUAG